GAUGUACGACCCAAUUAUGAACGAAUGGACAGAGCCGAUAAUUGGUGUUAUUUUACCUCACGAAAGAGAAAAACACAGUAUGGUACCAGUAGGGAAGAAAAUCUACAUUAUGGGAGGUAGAGGCUUUGAUCAGGAGACAUUUUCAGAGAAAGAUGAAGCAGCUAUAUCCAGCUACAAUACAAAAUGUCGGGGCGACUUCCGGCGAGAUGCAUGCUGGGAUGUGAAUCAUCCAAAUAUGAAUCAACCAAGAGCUCAUGGUGGAGCAGUUUUGCUGGGUCAUAAUAUUUAUAUGAUUGGUGGCAAGAGCUUCCAGCGGGACUGUGAUGUGUUAUCUGUUGAGUGUUACAACACCAAGAGAAGGAAAUCUCGCGAGAUGUUCACACUUCCGCCGAGUGACAAUUACGUCAACUGCGACUGCGUGAUACUCAAAGUGCCAAUAACAAAUAAAGAUAUUAAUUUUAAUGACGUGCUUUUGUUUGAUAAAUGGAUCAUGUGGUGAAACAUUAGGAAA
This is a messenger RNA of Saccostrea cuccullata (small rock oyster), 511 nucleotides long. RefSeq lists its product as uncharacterized. The transcript has 3 exons. The record is from RefSeq and is a predicted model, not a curated record. The coding region runs from base 2 to 499 and encodes 165 amino acids. Lineage: Eukaryota; Metazoa; Mollusca; Bivalvia; Ostreida; Ostreidae. Gene Ontology annotation, molecular function: protein binding.